Messenger RNA from Penaeus chinensis, 393 nucleotides. RefSeq lists its product as uncharacterized. Lineage: Eukaryota; Metazoa; Arthropoda; Malacostraca; Decapoda; Penaeidae. The record is from RefSeq and is a predicted model, not a curated record. The transcript is spliced from 3 exons. The coding region runs from base 11 to 325 and encodes 104 amino acids.
UGGGCAGCUCAUGCUGUAUGAGCUUCCCCCUGUGGAAGUGCACAGCUGCGACCAGAACCAUCCUUGCCAGAACCGCUGCUUCGAGGAGUUCGAACUGCUGUCUGGAGGCGGCGACUUGGAUUUCGUCGGUUCCACCAACGCGACUGUUGGCGAGGUCUUGUGCGAAGCGGCUGGAAUGGCCGUCGAUAGCGAAUACGUGUACGCCUAUUCAGAGCUCUGCGACGGCCCCUGGGAGUGGACUGGCGACGUGACUCAGCAGCCCCUCUGCUGCACCGACGCGGCUGAGUACGUUCCCUGCGAGACGGGGACAACAAUGUAUGUGUAAUGAAGUUUGGCCUUGCAGCCCUUCACGUCAACGAACAGGAUAAUGUUAAGUGAUCACGCAAUCAAAUA